GGGAGCCCUGCAGACAGCCGCUGGAGCGCCGACAGGAUGUCUCGCUUCUUAGGGGGCUGCUUUUUGCUCUCUGCCUGGCUGCUUUGCCCGCUUUGCUGCUUGGGCCAAACGGAGAGCAGCUCCACCCCGCCAGGGAACUGCGGCCCCAGGCAGUUCCUCAACACCGAGCUGUUUCAGUGCAGUCCGUGUGGGGAGGCCCUGGUGAAAAGCCCUGACGGCCUGAGCUGUGUCUGUACCAGCCCGAGGGCGACAGACUGGGCGGCGGAGUGCAAUGCUUGUAGCUCCCGGCAGCCCGCCUCGCUCUGGGAGGCCACCUUUCUGGAUGGCAGUUUCCUGGCUUGCAAUAACUCCUGCAACCUGACGGCCUGCGAGCUCCUCACCAACGCCGUCACUCUGAACGCCUUCUCCUGGGAGAGCAGGGCCUAUGACUUGUACGUGAAGGCUAAGAGCCAGAACCUUCCAAAGCUGUUGUAUAGCAACACAGGACUGCCUCCGCUUUCCUUUGGGAAGCGCUCCAAGAUCAACUUCAAGCUGGUGAAGUACGACGCCAGGGGAAACUUCUUAGGCUGGGAGGGUGCAACAGGCGGCACUUUGCAACUCUGUGCAGACCGUCAGAGUGCCCUCGAUGCGGCCUACUCCUUUGGGACAUCCUACCAACAGUCCUGCACUGUGCCGGUGUCCAGCCUGCUGAGGCGAAUCCCCGAGCCCAUCUUCUACGAGAUGUUCCUGCAGUUCUCCAACGCCCAGGGGGACUGGCUAUGGCCGGUCCCAGUCGUGAGUCCCCAGCUGCAGCUGAACAGCCCAGCCUCCCUGAGGUCUCACAGGCUACGAAGAUUCUUUCUGGUUGAUGGGCUCUCGGGCAGACAAGGGAACCUGUCCAAUCAACCAGCCUCUGUCACGUUGGCAGCAGGGCUACUGCUAAGUGUUGACUUGCCAACCAGUAGCCCAGGAGACCCGGCUGCUUUCCUGUUGACAGUGAAAUAUGCAAAGCAAGAGAGCACUGCAGCCACGCAGAUCUCGUUCACAGUGUCAUACACGCAGAGUCCUGGGACGUCUCAGCGCGACACCGAUAUCGCGCUGGCCGUCCUGGGCUCCCUGGCAGCCUUGUACGCCUUGCUGAAGACCAGCAGUUGGGUGCGGAGGUCUAGACUUCAGAAUAUAGGCUUCAUAAUUUUAGUCAAGUUCUUUGCCUUCUUUGCUGGCGCCCUGGCCAAUGCCUUCUUCAUGGUCACCUUGGGGACCGGGAUUUAUUGGCUCAUUGUUUUCAAGGGUCAGCAGUCGUCAGCAGUUACCGUUAUGGUGCCUGCGGCAGGCAGUCAAAUAGAAACCAACUUUAUUGUCUACUUGUCCUGUGCUUUUGUGUUAAAGGCUGUGGACUUACUUCACCUCCUGAUCACCCAGCUGACCAUCUCCAUCUUCCUGAUAGACUGGGAAAGGCCAAAGGAGAGGCCAGUGUUUAAAGCAACUGCAGGAGGGCAGAGGGCCACUUCCUCUGUGAGUAUUUGGAGAACUUUCCUGGUAGCCAAUGAGUGGAACGAGAUGCAGACCUGUAGGAAAUCAAAUCCAUCGCUCCAGCUGUUCGCAGUGUUACUGCUCCUGGAGGUUGUGGGCUUGAAGAACAUCGCAGCACGAGAUCUGAACCUGAAUUUGCACCCUGCCGCUGACACCUACCUGGCUGCCUGGAGUCCGAUCCUUCGAUUCGGGAUUGCCGCUUCUCUCUGGUUGGCCCUGGGAAUAGCGCAGGUGCUGUUUUGCAUUGGCAUCUACGAGCGGUUUGUGGAGGACAAGAUUCAUCAGUUCGUAGAUCUCUGUUCUUUGAGCAACGUGUCGAUCUUCAUCCUGUCGCACAGAUGCUAUGGCUUCUACAUCCACGGGCGGAGUGUGCACGGCCAUGCCGAUGUGGGCAUGGAUGCCAUGCAUGCCUGCCUCAGGAAAGAAGAGGAGAACCUUUGCCCUCGGAGAGGCCUGGAGGCCAACUCUGACAUUCAGACCUUCGAGGUGUUUCUCACGGACAGAGCCAGACAGUUGUAUGACAAGAUAACGCAGCCUUUGGUGGAGGGCCCGAGGGGUGAGAGAGUCGGGGUCAACCUACGUGAGCAAAGACUAAGGAGCUAUUACACCUUGAAUCGAUUCCUCAGCUCGUUCCUUGAACAUGUGUACAGAGAUAUGAACUACGUCGUGAAGGACAAGCUCUUCUUGGAGCGUGUCAUGGACAUGGAGUUCCAGGAGCCGGUAGACAUGUCUGUCCUGUACACAGGUAGCUCCCUGCUCUCCUCUUGGGAGCGUGUUUCUCCCUGUGUGAAUCCUCCUUGUCCUCCAAGUGCUGGCAGACGUCCGCCAGCUGUGAUGCUCCGGACUCUCUUCUACAACAACGAGCUGGCCUUGCUUCUCUUCGACACCCUGCUCUUCUCGGUCGUCGAUCUGGGGACGCAGGAUUUCGUGCUGGCAGCAAUCGUCACCUUCGUCGUGCAGAAGGCUAAUCCCAUGCGCUCGUACAGCGAGGGAUUUGCCUGCACAGUUAUCCAAUCAGUGCUGGCAAUCGAGAUAAUUGCAUCGAGUGCAUUUGUACACCUCCAGUUUCUGACCCGUCUCUAA
Pelodiscus sinensis (Chinese soft-shelled turtle) is the source of this 2595-nucleotide messenger RNA. The record is from RefSeq and is a predicted model, not a curated record. NCBI's taxonomy places the organism in Eukaryota, Metazoa, Chordata, Testudines, Trionychidae.